Molecule: messenger RNA, 4620 nt
Organism: Zerene cesonia (dogface butterfly)
Lineage: Eukaryota; Metazoa; Arthropoda; Insecta; Lepidoptera; Pieridae
Gene: Ino80
Product: chromatin-remodeling ATPase INO80
Exons: 29
Coding region: 175-4620 (1481 amino acids)
Biological process (GO): DNA repair
Cellular component (GO): Ino80 complex
Molecular function (GO): ATP binding; DNA binding; histone binding
Source: RefSeq, a predicted model, not a curated record
UUCGUGUUUUUUCAAGCUCAAAUACGAAAUGAGUAGUUAUGUGCGCCGCUUGGGCGGCGACAUUGACAGCAAUUUGUCGAAUAUUCUCGUUCGCCAUUUUGUUAAUCUCAUGGAAUUUUGUAUUAAGUAAUCAACGUGCCAACAUUCUGGGGAACCCAAAUUUGGUGAUUUGAAAUGUCUGAGAAGUCCAUGGUCGCAAAGACCGUAUUAAAACGACAUGAAGUUGCUCGACCCAUACAUAUUCAGCGUUUGGAGGCCGCCUUAGAUAUCCGACCUUUUGUGAAUCAAGUUGAAAGAAUACUUAAUUCUGAUGGUGGAAGUGAUAGUGGCGAUGAUUCAGAUAUUUUAUCUAUCAGCAAUGAAAUGUCCAAAGGGGAUAAGCUAAUGCAUGGUGUAGUCACAUCAAAACAAGAAAGACAGAGUGAUCGUCUCCGUUUGUAUAACUUGUCAUCAGUUGGUGAAGAAAGAGAGUGGCUCCGGGAUGUUCUCCUUUCAUCAGAAUCUGAUACAAGCAGUGAUGAUGAUAGUCCAGCUGCUAAAGACUAUAGAAUAAAAUGUUUAUUGAAAGAGAGAAAGUUUCAUAACAAGUAUAUUAAAUCAUAUUAUAAGGAUCCAGGUAACUCUAGAUAUAUGUACUAUGGAGCGGGUUUAUUAUCAACUAUAGACCGUUACCCUGAAAGACGCAUAAAUAGGCCUCCACCAGCAUCCACAAGGGGCAGAAGAGGGAGGCCCUCAGAUAAAGGUUUGUCUAGACCUCAACAAAAGUCUAGAAAAGUUAGAGCAAAAGAAGGUCAAGCUGAUGGAAGUGAUGUUCCAGAUGGGACUGACUGGGAAGACCAAGUUAAACAUAUAAAAGAAGAAAAUGAUACUGAUGAAUUCACUAUUGCUGAAAAGUCUGGUGUCAGGGGUCGAAAGAAAAUCUCCACACUCAAGAGUCCGGAAGCGCUAACCGCGCGACGCAAGCGCCAUUGGUUCCUAUUGGUGAAGAAGGAAUUGGGUAAAGUGCAGCGAGCAAGAACUGCGACUCACAGAGAACUGAUGUUGCAGAGAAAGAGGCUGGCUACUUUGUGUAGUAAGCAUUGGAGGCAUGUCGCAAUGCAGUCACAGAAGAAUAUGAAGGAAACUGUAUGGCGCUGUAAGCGGUUAAGUCGCGAAAUGCAAGCGUACUGGCGGCGAUACGACCGCGCCGAGAGGGAGACGCGCAGGAGGAUGGAAAGGGAGGCAGAGGAACAGAGGAAGAUGGACGUGGAAUUAAUGGAAGCUAAACGUCAACGUCGAAAGCUUAAUUUCUUGAUAACACAAACGGAACUGUACGCGCAUUUCAUGCAACGCAAGUUGAAUACCACUGAAGAGGGGGACAGUGGCGCAGAUAGGAUACUAAGACAAUUGGACGAAGAUAGGGACCCGAGGCUGGCUGCCAUUGAUAAUUAUGAUAGCGAAGCGAUGAAGGCGCGCGCGUCACGCAACGCGCGUGAGGCGUUCCGCGCGGAGCGCGCGCGCACGGCCGCCGUGGACGCGGCGGCGGCGGCGGCGGGGGCGGCGGGCGGCGGCGCCGGCGGCGAGCGCGCCGAGCGCGCGCGCGACCACGCGCAGCCCGACAUCUUCCGCGGCACGCUCAAGGGCUACCAGCUCAAGGGGAUGAACUGGCUCGCCAACCUGUACGACCAGGGUAUCAGUGGUAUAUUAGCUGAUGAGAUGGGUCUAGGCAAAACGGUCCAGUGUAUAGCGUUUCUAUGCCAUGUGGCUGAGAGACUUGGUGUAUGGGGACCAUUCUUGGUGGUGUCUCCGGCUUCCACAUUACAUAAUUGGCAACAGGAAAUGCAGAGAUUUGUACCUGACUUCAAAGUGGUGCCAUACUGGGGCAGUCCCAGCGAACGUAAGAUCUUGCGUCAGUUCUGGGAACGCAAAGACCUGCACACUCAGCAGGCGGCGUUCCACGUGGUGAUCACUUCAUACCAGAUUGUAGUCUCCGACCUCAAGUACUUGAACCGUGUGUCCUGGCAGUAUAUGAUAUUGGAUGAGGCGCAGGCCAUCAAGAGCUCGGCCAGUAUGAGGUGGAAACUGCUGUUGGGCUUCAGCUGUCGGAAUCGGUUAUUGUUGUCAGGUACACCAAUACAAAACAGCAUGGCGGAACUAUGGGCGCUUCUCCAUUUCAUAAUGCCAACACUUUUCGAUUCUCACGAAGAGUUCAAUGAGUGGUUCUCUAAAGACAUCGAGAGCCACGCUGAGAACAAGAGCACUAUUGAUGAAAAACAUUUAUCGCGGCUCCAUAUGAUAUUAAAACCGUUUAUGUUGCGACGAAUUAAAAAAGACGUAGAAAAUGAGUUAUCGGACAAAAUUGAGAUUAUGGUGCAUUGUCCACUUACUAUAAGGCAAAAAUUAUUGUAUAUAGCAUUAAAAAAGAAAAUUAAAAUAGAAGAGUUGUUGCAUUAUACCAUUGGAUCUGAAUCAGGACAUAAUGUAGACAAAAACUUUACAUCAAAUCUUAUGAAUUUAGUUAUGCAAUUUAGGAAGGUGUGCAAUCAUCCAGAACUUUUCGAGCGGCGCGACGUCAAAUCCCCGUUCGCAAUGCAAGUGGACGACUACAAUAUACCAAAGAUUAUUGCCGAAGACUGUAUUCUACUUCGUUCUAUACCCUCAAAAAGACACCUACUAUAUAAUAAACUGAAUGUGUUGACAACUGAAUAUGUGCACAGAAGUGUUAGUGAUAGUGAAAAGUGUUUCUCGUUUACCCGGUUCAUGGACGUGUCGCCGAUGGAGCUGUAUAGAGUUAUGUUAUGCGGGUGGUUAUACGCGAUAUUGCACAUAGAAGAGAGUUUGGAAAAAUAUGAGAAAUUACGUCACAGACAAGAAUGGUGGUAUAGCAGUGAUUCAGAUAGAUCACAUGAGUUUGACCAAGUUAUGCGUAAACAUAUGCUGUUAGUAUGUCCCGAUGGUGAUGUCUUGAAGAGGAGGAAACAUGAUUCAACCAUGUGGAGAGAUUUGUUGUUUACUGAUCCAUUGUGGAUUGAUGGUGGUCCUUUCUAUACACGUACAAAUCACACGAUAAAUUAUAUGUCGGAGACGAUAGAACAUCGGGCGAUUCGUACAAGGAAUUUGAAAGAAGCCAGUGGACAGCCUGAAAUGUUGACCGAAAUAAAGACGGAAGAUGGUGGUGUAAUCCCGGUCGAGAAGCAGCCAAUAGAAGCGCCGGAAUUCCCGCACGUGGAGCGGCCGCCCGUGGUGCAUUGCGAUGUGGCCACACCCUUACCCGCGUUCCUUUAUACUGUGCAGCAGAAGGUGUGCGCAGCAACCCGGCAAAGCUUCGCGGCGUCCCGCUCGCACGCGCACCGCGGCGACGAGGCGCGGCGCGGCGCGCACGCGCUCGCUCUGGCGCGCCGCGCCGCCGCCGCGCGCCCGCCGCACGGCUGGGCCUCGCUGCAAGUGCCGGAUAAAAAUCAGCUGGUGAGCGACGCGGGAAAAUUGACAGUGUUAGAUUCAUUGUUGAAAAGGCUGAAGGAACGCGGCCACAGAGUGCUCAUAUACAGUCAGAUGACCAAGAUGAUUGAUCUCUUAGAGGAAUACAUGUGGCACAGGAAACAUAAAUAUAUGCGGUUAGACGGGUCGAGUAAGAUAUCAGCGCGUCGCGAUAUGGUCGCUGAUUUUCAGGCUCGUACGGAUAUAUUUGUAUUCCUGCUGUCGACGCGUGCCGGAGGCUUGGGAAUCAAUCUUACUGCUGCUGACACUGUGAUAUUCUACGACUCGGACUGGAACCCGACGGUGGACCAGCAGGCGAUGGACCGCGCGCACCGGCUGGGGCAGACCAAGCAGGUGACGGUGUACCGGCUCAUCUGCAAGGGCACCAUCGAGGAGCGCAUCCUGCAGCGCGCCAAGGAGAAGAGCGAGAUUCAACGAAUGGUGAUCAGCGGCGGCAACUUCAAACCUGACACGCUGAAACCGAAAGAAGUGGUGUCGUUGCUUCUCGACGAUGAAGAAAUUGAACUUAAAUAUCGACAAAAGUCUGAAGAGAAGAAAAUGAUAGAAGAACGAGAGAGAAAAAGGAAGCUAGGAAUACUGCCCGCGCAGCCUGCACCCGCAGCGACGGAGUCUAAGCGCGCGCGAGAGUCGGCCUCCGAACCGGGAAGUCCUCUACAAGUGGACGAUGAGGCGGAUCUCAUGGUGGAUGUUUCGCACAGCAUACCGACGUCAUACAGCAGCGGGGGCCGCGGCGCAUGGGGCCGGGGGGCGCGCGGGGCCCGGCGGGGCCGCCCGCGGGGCUCCCGCCACGCCGCGCGCCGGCACGACCCCGCGCCGCCCGACAACGCCUCCGCCGUAGCGGCCGGCGCAUUGCUGCUCGAGUCCGACAUGCCCCUCGAGAUAGUGGAGAGCCAGAGCCGUGGGUGCGCGCGCGGGCGGCGCGGGCCCGGGCGGCCGCGCCUGCGCGGCGCCGCGGCGCGCCCCGCCUCGCGCCGCCCGCGCCGCCCGCGCGAGCCGCUGCUCGUGCCGCUGGCGCCGCCGCCGCCGCCGCCGCCAAGCAAUCAAAUAGUUCCAUUACACACGCAUACUGACAUAUCAGCAUGCGGCGCGCACCCAUCGGCGCCUACUCGCGAAUUCCGCGUCACGACACACUUCCGCGAUUAA